AUGGUUAAAACAUGUUAUUUCCCAUUAUUGUUCCUUAUAUAUUUUUUUUUGAAUUGUUAUGUGAUACUCACUGAUGGUACUAAGGACAACAUAAAAAGUGAACAUCAUUCAUCUGCAGAAGGUAAUGAUGUCGUUGAACACAGUUUUGAACAAGGAAGGCACUAUGAUACUUAUUAUAAACAAUCAAGGCAAGAACCCUCAACAGAAGAGGAAAAACGAAAAAGAAAGGAAAAUGAUCAAAAAUGUACACUAGUUAAUCAGGAAGACGGUAGUUUAAAAUCAUCAUGUGAAGAACAACAAACCAAGGAAGUUAAGAAAAUUGAACAUCCUCUUAUAGCACAGCCACUAUCUCAUGAUCAACAGUUGAUGGAUGAAGUUGCACCAUAUAAAAUUAUGGAUACGAAAAUUGCACUUAAUAAAAAUGCCGGCGCCAAACCAGCAACAUAUGAAUCCAACAAAUUGGUAAGUGAUGAAGAGGAGAAAUACAUAAAUGAUGAUGAAAAUGAGUUAUAUGACAGGAUGGGUAUGAUGAGCAGGGGGUUUAUAGAAAAACAGGAUUUCUUUCAUGGUGUUAUUAAAACUUUAUUUAAUUUGUAUAACUCAAAUAUAGACAUAAGUAGUGCUAAUUUUGAAAAUGGUUCUAUAUUAUUCUUUUUCACUUUUUCAAAACAUACAAAGAAAGAAGAUAUUGGUGAGUUAAAUAUAUCGUUUUAUGGAAAUGUACGAAAACAUAAUAGCAACGGAAUUUCGGAAGGAAGAUCAGACUUUACCCUUCAUUACUUAUUGGAUGAUAUGAUAUCAAAAAAAAAAACGACUGACGAUAAUCAUCUUGAGGAAAUUGAUGUCUAUAAUAGUGAAAAUGAAAAUGAGAUGUUUUCGCAAUUAGGUUAUGAGAGUCGAGAAGAAAUAUCAAACAGUUCUACCGCUUCAACUGGAAAUUCUUCGCAGGAUAAAAGUGCCCUAAUUGUACCUAGCAAAUUUACGAAGAUGUGCAAAUCCAUUUAUGAUAGCAAAGUCGAUAGUUUUAAACAUUUUCUUACGUUAGAUAAGCUAAGCGAAAACGAAUUUUCCGUUUCGAAGUUGGAUGAUUUCCUGAACAUAUGCAUAACAAACGCCAGUGACGAACUGGAGGCAGAGAAAAAGAAGAAAAAACUUAAAAAAUUAAAAAAUUCUGAAGGCGAAAAUAAUGGUCAAGUGAGCGGGAAAGCAAGCGGACAAGGAAAUGGCGAGACAAAUGUGCCGAAUUUACCUAAAUCCAAUAUUAUAUUGCUUAAAGAGUUUAAACAGAGUUUAAUUAACAAAGACAUGGAAACAUGUAAAGAAGCUGCCAAGCUGUUAAUGGCUAAUUCAGCAAUUUCUAAUUUAGUAUAUUUCUUUGUAAUAAUGACAACUGUUAUUUUUAUGUUUUAA
This is a messenger RNA of Plasmodium malariae, 1410 nucleotides long. Its product is annotated as conserved Plasmodium protein, unknown function. The record is from RefSeq and is a predicted model, not a curated record. The transcript has a single exon. The coding region runs from base 1 to 1410 and encodes 469 amino acids. Lineage: Eukaryota; Apicomplexa; Aconoidasida; Haemosporida; Plasmodiidae.